Molecule: messenger RNA, 1631 nt
Organism: Klebsormidium nitens
Lineage: Eukaryota; Viridiplantae; Streptophyta; Klebsormidiophyceae; Klebsormidiales; Klebsormidiaceae
Source: the annotation of a GenBank genome assembly
GAGGAGAGAGGAUGAUCAAUCAGAAUGGAAGAGAAAGCAGGCGGGCUGACACUGACAGGGGGCGGUGUCUUGAUGGCAGCAAGGUGGUGGCGGUCUUGAGCUCCAAAGCUGCUGUCUAAGCACCAGCAGACAGUCAGACGUACACUGAUCUAGCGUUGUUUAAAGCAGCAUUGGGCAUGGAGGCGCGGCCGGCCUGCAUGCAACGAACUGGCCUGAAACUUAUUCUGCAUCCAUCUAAAAGCCUCGAAUUGGCGCGUCACUUUUCGAGAACCAGCUACAGCUCAAUACUCUGCCAACAUGUACCGCACCACCAUUCCAUCAGAGGUAGACAGACUAAGUCAGUGCUCAGCGUGCAACUCCUACUGAGACCAGCGCAUUGUAGCCAAUUUUCUGAGGCACGUCAAAUACUUAGUGCAGAAGCCGCUUCUUUGAGCAGGAGCAGACAAGCUUCUAAAGCGAUUAACAGCCAUAAGAGCAGCCGUCGCUCUGAGUAUAGCAGAACACGCCACAUUGGAAGCUACGCUAGCAACCCAAGCAGAGUAGGUGAAUAUGAUCCUUCUGUAGGUGAUUCUAAAGAGAGUGGCAUGAGAGCAGUAGUCUUGCCAAAUGGCUUGAUAGUCCAUUCUGUCAGCGAGGCCGACGUCGCCUUCCUCUACGAGGAGAUUUGGGAGCAAUGCUCUUAUCUGGAUCAUGGCAUAAGUAUAGGGCCAGGAGACACUGUGCUGGAUGUAGGUGCAAACAUUGGUCUCUUUACUAUCCAAGCAGCAAGGAAAUGCAUCGGUGGUCGAGUGUUGGCCUUUGAGCCAAUUCCCUCCAUUUUCAGUGCACUGCAGAAGAACAUUUCUUUAAAUGUAGAAGGGCCCCCCUGUGCUAGGGUAGAAUUGAUCAACGCGGGUCUUUCUGAUGGCCUUCUGCACCAGGCGGAAUUUACUUUCUAUGAGCAGGCGGCAGGCUGGAGCACCAUGUGUGAAGAUGAGGAGGAGUUGAGGACUUCAAUGGACAUUUUCUUGGCCACGGCGCUGUCUACGGGCGAGGGCCUUGGCGAUUCGCCGUUGGCCUCUACAGGCAGGUGGCUUCGGCAGCGCGCGCCUCCUUCUUUAUCCAGCCUUCUGACCCGUCUGUAUGUCAGAUGGAUGCUCAGCAGAGCCACGAAGGCGACCUGUCCUCUGUUUACGCUGUCGCAAAUCAUCGAAGAGUACGAUAUCGAUGCACGACAUCGAUGGCCGCCUCACGAAAGUGGCAGAGAUCCUGAGAGGAGCCGGCCUCCAGAAUAUUGUGCAGCAACAGAGCAAUUCUCUCAAGGACAGCACACUAUUCAAUUUUUAUGCCAAGAGGACACCUUGAUUACCGUUGACAUACCUCCAUGCUGUUCAAGCGACCUCAUUCCGUGGGUAGCAUUUACCCGCGAGACUGCAGGGCCGCAGCCAGGACUUCCAAAUGAGUUGUUGCAAUUGUUAACAUUAUUUGACUCUAUUCUUUAUUCAGUGGACUGUUCCUUCCCUCAAUGGAAAGCGGUGGUCGAGUUCCAGGUUGUUGUGUAUGUUGUGGGUCCGGUUAUGGUACGCACGAGACUAGUCAGACCGAUCAGGUCGAUGCUUGUCGGGUGCGUACUUGCAGUGACAUAUGAAUGA